AUGACAAGGGACAGCAAAUUAUCUUUAAGGAAUUUGAAAAGGGAGCCAACAUCAAUAUAUGACUUAUCAGAUGAUAAUCUCAGUGAGAUAUUCUUUAGACUGCCGGUGAGAGUUCUUUUGUGCUGCCAAUGUGUGUGCAAACGCUUUAGCAAAGUGAUCACCGAUCCAAAAUUCAGAAAAAUCCAUGUUAAUCGAGCCAUGGCUUCCAACACCACUUCUUUUUGUUUGGUUCAUCUUAUUGUAAGUGAUUUAAGUGAUAUAUGUGGCAGUGUUGAGAAUUUCAAACAUCGAUAUGAUCACAUUCUUCUCGAGAAGACGCAAUUUUCUGCAUCCUUUUCUUAUCUGAGGCUCAGCAACCCCUUAAUAUCUGACAUCUCUAUAGUAGGUAGCAGUAACGGUCUUGUGUGCGCUCAACUUAAGUCCCUCGGGGAUCAAAGUGAAUCAAACAUGUUGAUCUGGAACCCUGUUACAAGAGAAAAUCGAUUUGUUGCUGAACCAAAGAGGCAUUCCCGGCCCACCAAGCAAAAGCGGUGGUUUAAAACUUUUCAUGCUCUUGCAUUUGGUUUCACACCCGGAACCAAUGAUUACAAAGUGGUCAGAAUCACUUCUUGUAAGGAGCCCGGUGAAGCUAGAGACAUUAAACUGGAGAUUUUUAACAUGAGUACUGACAAGUGGAGUGCAUACCAGAUAAAAACUCUGCAAUGUCGUGAGACCGAUCAUAUGCCCCCGCAGGUCGAUCCCUCUAUACUCUUAAAUAUGAUUCGGUCCCACAAUACCCCGUGUUUAAAAGGGGCAUUUCAUUGGCUUUGUGAUUCGUCACUAGGUGCAAGGGGGAAUGAUACAGCAAUCUUGUCAUUUGGCCUUGAAGAAGAGCAAUUGAGAUUGUUCACAGUGUUGGAUUCUAAUAAAAUUCCUCAUCUGAAGUCUGGGAAGCUAGAUUGUAUGAAUGAAUCGCUAUCAGUGAUUGUUCCUUAUUAUUCAAGUAAUUGCCCAAUCAUUGAUAUAUGGGUGAUGAAUGACUAUGGGGAUCGGAACUCCUGGAUUAAGAUGUACUCUGUCGAUCAGUUUCAAGGACUUGGAAUGGAGCCAAUAGGAUACUGGAAAGAUGAUCUCUUCCUGAUGGCCAAUUUGGCGAUGAAAGAUGGAUAUUUAUGCUUGUAUAACCUCAGAAACCAAGAAAUGAAGCCCUUCCCAGUUCAGUGGCAUUUCUACACUGCUGCUUUUUAUGAUUAUGUUGAAACAUUUGAAACAGUCAGACGGGCGAUUGCAACUACAGCGGAGGCUGUCUAG
Molecule: messenger RNA, 1290 nt
Organism: Daucus carota subsp. sativus
Lineage: Eukaryota; Viridiplantae; Streptophyta; Magnoliopsida; Apiales; Apiaceae
Product: F-box/kelch-repeat protein At3g06240-like
Exons: 1
Coding region: 1-1290 (429 amino acids)
Molecular function (GO): protein binding
Source: RefSeq, a predicted model, not a curated record